This is a messenger RNA of Xylaria bambusicola, 1646 nucleotides long. Its product is annotated as kinase-like domain-containing protein. The record is from RefSeq and is a predicted model, not a curated record. Gene Ontology annotation, molecular function: ATP binding; protein kinase activity. Gene Ontology annotation, biological process: protein phosphorylation; regulation of mRNA processing; spliceosomal complex assembly. The transcript is spliced from 5 exons. Lineage: Eukaryota; Fungi; Ascomycota; Sordariomycetes; Xylariales; Xylariaceae. The coding region runs from base 244 to 1575 and encodes 443 amino acids.
UAGAUUUCACCGAGUGGAAUGAGGGAGGCACCAUGGCCCUUGAGACCUUUAAGAAUUAUUCUAGUCGCAAAGAUUCACUGAUUCCAAGCCUUCGCAUACAUAUAUGAUAUAUGAGCCCUUGUCAUAGACCCCAACCCAAGCUCUUGUUGGCUCCCUAUAGGUAUACUUACGCCCUCUGUACCUCACCAGAGUCAACCCCCACCUUACUUGGAUUCCUCUCUCUCCCAUCCCCAAAAUGCCAGAAUGUCGAUACUUAGUACGAGGCUAUCGACCACCAUUCUUUCAGCUCCAAGAUCCAAGAUUAAUCCAGCAAUUAUCCCUUUUCUUUCACAGGUACCUCGUGUGAAGCAUUAUUCUAUUUCCUCCAUGUUUCGUCCUAGCUAUACUUGUGAUAUUGACGCUGAACCGCUUCACCGGUACCGGCCUGGCGGCUACCAUCCGAUUCUAUUGGGCGAUUUGUUCAAGGAUCAAAGAUAUAAAGUCAUUCAAAAGAUCGGCUGGGGUGGUAAUUCAACUACUUGGGUAGCUCGUGAUCAACUGCAUAACCGAAAUGUUGCGUUAAAGGUAUCUGUGUCGGAAAAGAGUAGCAACAAUGAAGCGCAUGUUUUAAAUGCUAUUUCCAAGCUUUCAGAAGAGUCUCUCAGACAGGACCACCCUGGUCAGCACCAUUUGAUGCGAAUGCUGGACCACUUUACGGUUGAUGGGCCUAACGGAAUACAUGAUUGCCUUGUGCUUGAACUGCUCGGUCCUAGCGUACCAGAUGUCAUUGAGUCCCUUUAUAGCGAUGGUAGACUCCCUGCGGAUUUUGCCAAGUCCACUGCAUACCAGGCCUUACUCGGCAUUGAUUAUCUCUCUAGCCAUAAAAUUGGACAUGGAGACCUCCAUUCGAGGAAUAUCGUAUUUGCUUUACCGAACCUUGCCUCUUUAGACGAGGUACAGUUUUUGGAAAAGUUCGGCCGGCCUGAGACAACACCGGUACGGAGUGUUGACGGCAUGGCCUUGACAGCUCACCUCCCUAAUUACAUAGUCCGGCCCAUUUCUUUCCAUGCUCGGGGUAUGCGUGAGGAAUUACGUAGGUCCACAGUCAAAAUCAUUGAUUUUGGCGAGGCCUUCUUCCGGAGCCAGAGUGCCGUCGCGGUCCACACGCCACUGGCCGUUCGAGCGCCGGAGGCGAUAUUUGACGAUAGGAUUGAUUAUCGCAUUGAUACGUGGAGUAUGGGUUGUCUGCUCUUUGAACUAGUGGCUGGCCAGCCACCGUUUGACGUAGUUAUGCUAACUCGAGCUAUUCUGGUGUCGGAGAUGAUGGAAUUCUGCGGCGAGCUGCCUGAUCGGUGGCGAGAAAAAUUGGAUACAAUAGGGGUAGGGAGAACCGAACCUGUUAGUGAUGCCCCUUGUACACUACUGGAUUGGUUACAAGAUAUCUACUUUGAUGAUAAUAAGACGCCGGGGUUUACAAGGCAGGAUAUUGCAAAGGUGUGUGAGCUUGUAACACGAAUGUUGAAGUUUGAACCGUCUUCACGGGCAUCGGCAAAGGAAAUUACAAGCGACCUGUGGUUUAACGGAUUAAAAUCAUAAUGAAUAGAAUAUAAUUAAUUAUUUAUAAACAAAAAGGCAUAAUAUUAUAUUGCUGCCCCGUCCAAACUUAU